Fraxinus pennsylvanica is the source of this 675-nucleotide messenger RNA. Lineage: Eukaryota; Viridiplantae; Streptophyta; Magnoliopsida; Lamiales; Oleaceae. The record is from the annotation of a GenBank genome assembly.
AUGGCUGAAGAAUUGAAGCUUUUCAGGACAUGGUCGAGUCCAUUUGCUUUGAGGGUCGUACACGCACUCAAGAUUAAGGGCUUAGAAUACGAGACAAUAUUCGAAGAUCUCAGCAGCAAGAGUGAUUCACUCCUGCGGUAUAAUCCCAUUCACAGGAAGAUUCCUGUACUUGUGCACAACGGUAAGCCAAUCUGUGAGUCACUUGUAAUUCUCGAGUAUAUUGACGAGACAUGGAAACAAUGUCCUCUUUUGCCAAGAGAUCCGUAUGAGAAAGCCAAAGCACGAUUCUGGGCAAAAUUUGGAGAUGACAAGCUUACUUCAUCAAUAUGGAAUGUUUUAACUACUCAAGGAAAAGAGCAAGAAGAGCAUAUUGCGGCAACUGUCCAGAACCUGAAACUCAUUGAAGAGCUGCUGAAAGAAAAGAAAUUCUUCGGGGGAGAGACAAUUGGAUAUCUUGAUAUUGCAUUUGGUAGGAUGGCUAAUAUAAUCAGCAUCCUGGAAGAGAUAAUGGAUCUGAAAUUGGCAGAUGAAGAGGAAUUUCCACUACUAUCAGCAUGGAUGCAGAACUUCUCAGAUGAUCCAGUAAUCAAAGAAUGCUGGCCGCCUCAAGAUAAGAUGAUCGUGAAAUUUCAAGCCGUGCGUGAAUCAUAUCUUAAAACAGUUGUAUCUCAAUGA